AUGUUUUUUGACAAUUUUAACUUUGUCUUUCAAUUCUCUUUCGAAGAAUUCAGCGGAAGCUUUCGUGGAAUUGAUGUAAAAGAUGCGAGGAACGGAAACUUCGAGCUUCUUGAUAGCGUUCCUAGCAACUUGUACGAAAACAGAGACAACACCUGGUUCAGAAGCAGGUCUGAUUUCAAUGACUCUCCAUUCAGAAAAGCUCUUUGCCUGAAUUUGUUCUUGGCUGAUCAAUGUCCUUGUUUCACGCCAUUUCUUCUUUGCUUCAAUCAAAGCCAAUUGAUAAGGUGUUAG
This is a messenger RNA of Trichomonas vaginalis G3, 291 nucleotides long. RefSeq lists its product as uncharacterized. The transcript has a single exon. Bases 1 to 291 code for a protein of 96 amino acids. NCBI's taxonomy places the organism in Eukaryota, Parabasalia, Trichomonadida, Trichomonadidae. The record is from RefSeq and is a predicted model, not a curated record.